This is a messenger RNA of Priceomyces carsonii, 654 nucleotides long. RefSeq names its product nucleotide diphosphatase. Gene Ontology annotation, molecular function: nucleoside triphosphate diphosphatase activity. Lineage: Eukaryota; Fungi; Ascomycota; Pichiomycetes; Serinales; Debaryomycetaceae. The record is from RefSeq and is a predicted model, not a curated record. The coding region runs from base 1 to 654 and encodes 217 amino acids. The transcript has a single exon.
AUGAGACAAAUCUCACAUUUUCAUCCUUCAAUAUAUAGCAAAUUACAGGAAUUCAAGUUUGUGUUGGCUUCAUCUUCUCCCAGAAGGUUAUCUAUAGUCAAAGACAAUUUGGGUCUACAUAAUGUUUUAGUCAUCCCUUCGAAUUUUGAAGAGAAUUUACUGAAAUCAGAGAAUACAGUGCAAGAGUACGUACGAAAAACGUCGUUAAUGAAAGCAGAAUUUGUUUCAAGAGACUUAAGGGAACAAAAUCGAAAUGAAAAAUACAUUGUUUUGUCCGCAGAUACUAUAAUUGCUUGUAACAAUAAGAUAUUUGAAAAACCACUCAAUAAAGCCAAGCAACGGGAAGCCUUCAAUCAAUACAAGGAGCAUCCAAAGAUCCAAGUUAUCACUUCAAUAGUGCUCACAAAGAUUGAUGAAGGACGUAUAACUGUUAAACAAGACUUUGAAAUUACAAACCUUGUAUUUGAUAGCGAUCUUUCUCAGGAUGUAAUCGAUGCUUACAUUGAUUGUGAAGAAGGCUUGAAUGUAGCAGGGGGAUUUAAAUUUCAAAAUAUCGGUAGCUUGUUAUUCAAGUCCAUAGAAGGCGAUUACUUUAAUGUAGUUGGACUACCUGUACGCCGUACCUUCCAUAUGCUUGAAUCUUUGUUAAAGUAA